Molecule: messenger RNA, 603 nt
Organism: Australozyma saopauloensis
Lineage: Eukaryota; Fungi; Ascomycota; Pichiomycetes; Serinales; Metschnikowiaceae
Gene: PST3
Product: flavodoxin-like fold family protein
Exons: 1
Coding region: 1-603 (200 amino acids)
Cellular component (GO): membrane
Molecular function (GO): NAD(P)H dehydrogenase (quinone) activity; FMN binding
Source: RefSeq, a predicted model, not a curated record
AUGGCUCCAAAAGUCGCUAUCAUCAUCUACUCCUUGUAUCACCACGUUGCCACUAUGGCAGAGGCUGUCCAAAAGGGUGUUCUCAGUGCUGGAGGUAAUGCCCAAAUCUUCCAGGUCCCAGAAACUUUGCCAGAGGCUGUUUUGCAGAAAAUGCAUGCUCCUCCUAAGCCAGACUAUCCAAUUGCCACCUUGGACACCUUGAAGGACUACGAUGCGUUCUUGUUCGGUAUCCCUACCAGAUAUGGUAACUUCCCUGCUCAAUGGAAAGCUUACUGGGACACCACCGGUGGUCUCUGGGCAUCUGGUGCUUUGCACGGUAAGCCAGCUGGUCUCUUUGUUUCCACUGGUACUCCAGGUGGUGGUCAAGAGACUACUGCCAUCAACGCAUUGUCCACCCUUACACACCAUGGUAUGAUCUAUGUGCCAUUGGGUUAUGCUCAAGCAUUCCCACUCAUCACCAACUUGAAUGAGGUCCAUGGUGGCUCUCCGUGGGGUGCUGGAUGUUUCGCUGGCGCUGAUGGCUCAAGACAGCCUUCUACUUUGGAGUUGGAGAUUGCCACCAUCCAAGGUAAGUCGUUCUGGGAGACCAUCCAGAAGUUUUAG